Gavia stellata (red-throated loon) is the source of this 2018-nucleotide messenger RNA. RefSeq names its product nitrilase 1 (gene NIT1). Gene Ontology annotation, molecular function: hydrolase activity, acting on carbon-nitrogen (but not peptide) bonds, in linear amides. Lineage: Eukaryota; Metazoa; Chordata; Aves; Gaviiformes; Gaviidae. The transcript has 6 exons. The coding region runs from base 1 to 993 and encodes 330 amino acids. The record is from RefSeq and is a predicted model, not a curated record.
AUGUUGCCGCCCCCUCCUCCCGCGCCGCUGGCGCCGCCCCUUCCGGCGCAGACAGGAAACGGGGCGGGGCCCGACGGGGCGCCAUCUUGCUCCCCGCGCCCACCCCGCGCCAUGGCGGGUCCCCCGGGGCUGAAGCCACUGGUGGCCGUGGGCCAGGUCACCUCCACGCCCGACAAGGAGCAGAACUUCGCCACCUGCGCCGGGCUGGUGCGGGAGGCGGCUCAUCGCGGCGCCUGCCUCGUCUUCCUCCCCGAGGGCUUCGACUACAUCGGCUCCGACACGGCGCAGACCCUCGGCCUGGCCGAGGGCCUGGACGGGGACCUCAUGGGUCGCUACACUGAGCUGGCCAGGGACUGUGGCGUGUGGCUGUCCCUGGGCGGCUUCCACGAGCGUGGCCGGGACUGGCCGACCACACAGCGCAUCUACAACUGCCAUGCACUGCUGGACCCCGCAGGUCGCCUCGCAGCCGCCUACAGGAAAACCCACCUGUGUGACGUGGAGCUGGAGGGACGCGUCACCAUGAAGGAGAGCAGCUUCACCAACGCCGGCACCGAGAUCGUGGCCCCGGUCAGCACGCCGGCAGGGAAGCUCGGCCUCUCCAUCUGCUACGACCUGCGCUUCCCCGAGAUCUCGCUGGCGCUGCGGCGUGCCGGCGCUGAGAUCCUCACCUACCCCUCGGCCUUCACCGUCCCCACGGGCUCGGCACACUGGGAGGUGCUGCUGCGGGCCCGGGCCAUCGAGAGCCAGUGCUACGUGGUGGCGGCCGCCCAGACCGGGAAGAACCACGAGCGGCGGACGUCCUAUGGCCACGCGCUGGUGGUGGACCCCUGGGGCGCGGUGGUGGCCCAGUGCCGCGAGGGACCCGGGCUCUGCUACGCUGAGAUCGACCUCGACUACCUGCACCGCAUCCGCCGGGAGAUCCCGGUGCACAGCCACCGCCGGCCCGACCUCUACGGCACCGUGGCAGCCACGGGGCUGGCACCAGUGCCAUGAGCCGCUCCCUGGUGUGGUAAAAUCUGGAGCAGGGACAGAGCUGCUCCAUUUCAGACCAUUUCUCCCCAAAACAUGGCAGCAAGAUGCGCUCAGGGCUCCCCGGCCCCCUGUGCUGCAGCCAGGAGGGUGUCCCCCCCAAAGCCCCCGCAUUGCUGGGGGGGGGUCCGGGGUCCCCCCGGCACAGGCAGGGGUGGAAGGAAGGAACCAGGCGCUGCAGUAGAUGUUUAUUUCAAGAAACCUGAAAGCUACAGAGGGAAUAUGACCAUUAUAUUGAAGUUUAAAAAAUACAGAAGUCACAGAAAUUACACCAAGUUGUGCCAGAAUCAUCCGUAAGUGGAGGGGGGGCUGCGUGCCCCGGGGGGGCCACACACACCACGAGUCCUGGAGGGGCUGCCCCCACCCCGGAGGGGGUCUGCACCCACCAGCAGCCGAGCAGGGAUGGGGAGAAAAAACACAAAACCAGGAUGGAGCUGGAAAAAAAUCCCCCCCUGCCCGGGAGACCCACAGGCAGCAGCUGGGGGGGGCAGGACCGGCCAUUUUAGGGGCUCUCUGGGGACAGGGAGCCAGGGAGGGGGCCGGGCGGCCUCCAACACGUGCAGGCAGAGUGCAGGCAGAGGCUGGUCUGCCUACUGCCAGCAACAGGCAGAUCACACCGCCCCAACGUGCCCCUCGUCCCAGUUUGUCCCAGUUGCCAGCUGGAGAGGGGAGGGAGAGCCAGGCAGCCGCGGGGGGGGACAGGCAAGAGAUUUUGGGGCGUCCCUCAGCGCUGGUCCUCCCCCCCGGCCCCCGCAGGGGAGGGGGACGCGAAGGCACAUGGUCCAGGGGACGCCGCAGGGACGCAGCCCGGCGAGGGGACGCUUUUACUCCUGAGAAACCCACUGAGGCAAUGGGGGGGGCAGGAAAAUGGGGACGCUGCCCGGGGGCAUCCCCCGGCACGUGGACCCCCCCCGGGACGGUGACACAAGGGCAGGAGGGGGGCAAAGCCACCCCCGAACCCAGCACAGGCACCGCGGGGCCGAGCCCAC